Molecule: messenger RNA, 2292 nt
Organism: Hypomesus transpacificus
Lineage: Eukaryota; Metazoa; Chordata; Actinopteri; Osmeriformes; Osmeridae
Product: CCN family member 1
Exons: 5
Coding region: 242-1354 (370 amino acids)
Biological process (GO): signal transduction
Cellular component (GO): extracellular region
Molecular function (GO): protein binding
Source: RefSeq, a predicted model, not a curated record
UUGCGAUAUGCUGCCUGUGUAAUUAUUUGAGUGUACAGUAAUCUAGUGAUGAAGUGACGAACUCCUGGAUGAACUGAACUCGCAUCUAUAUUUCGACGACUUCUUGUUUUUUUAUUGAAGGACACCAUUCUGACUGACGACUUUACUGUUUUACUUACUAAGUUGAAGAUCAUCUUCUUGUGGAUUAAAAGUUAAAUGUAUUCUUUCUGGUAGCAACUUCUUUUAUUUUAUUUUUGUGACCAUGGCAUUAAUUAUAAUUUUUGCAUAUUUGAUAACUGUCUUCAAUCUGGUGAGCACCAGCUGCCCGGCAGUGUGUGAGUGUCCAGCGGCGCCCCCUAUGUGCCCUCCAGGGGUGAGCAUGGUGUCUGACAGCUGCGGCUGCUGCAAGGUGUGUGCCGCCCAGCUCAACCAGGACUGCAGUCCCACGAUGCCUUGCGACCAUCACAAGGGGCUGGAGUGUAACUACGGCAACGAUGUGACCCUGGCUUUGGGCAUCUGCAGGGCGAGGAGGGAGGGCCGGAGCUGUGAGUACAACGGGCAAAUCUACCAGAACGGGGAGAGCUUCCGGGCCGGCUGUAAACACCUGUGCACCUGCAUCGACGGCGCUGUGGGCUGUGCCCCUCUCUGUGCCAACCGGCUCCCGCCCGCCUCGCCCGCCUGCCCCUACCCACGGCUGGUCAGGGUGCCGGGGCAGUGCUGCUUCAGCGUGGAUUGCCACAAGGGCACGUGGCGGCUGCCACCCAAAUAUCAGAAGCCUUGGCAGCCUCAGCCUCGACCCCACCAGCCUGAGAGCGACAACACCGUGGGCAACGAGCUGGCCGAGAGGGGCAAGGGCUGGGAGGACGAACAGGGAUACAAACACCUGCCUGUCUGGAAGCAUCCUCAGGAGAAGUGUGUUGUCCAGACCACCGAUUGGUCCCAGUGCUCACGGAGCUGUGGGAUGGGCGUGUCCUCGCGAAUCACCAACGACAACGCCCAGUGCAAACUGGAGAGAGAGACGCGCAUCUGUACCAUUCGACCUUGUGGGAGCAUAGCUUUACCCUCAAAGAAAGGGAAAAAGUGUUCCCCUACCCAGAAAUCCCAGGAGCCCAAGCGUCUCUCCUACGGCGAGUGCCAGAGCGUCCGCCUCUACCGGCCCAACUACUGCGGCGUGUGCACGGACGGCCGCUGCUGCUCCCCGCGCCGCACGCGCACCGUGGCCGUGACCUUCGUCUGCCCGGACGGCGAGCGCUUCCAGCGCCAGGCCAUGUUCAUCCAGUCCUGCAAGUGCGGCGAGGACUGCGGCCACCUCAACGAGGCGGCGCUGCCCCCGCAGCACUGGAUGUACGGAGACACGCACAAGUUCGUCGACUAGGCCAGACCAGCCGGGUGGGAUCCCGGUCGUCUUUCCGGAAGUUUUUGAAGACGGACUUUGCUCCCUCAAACUUUAAUAAGACAACCAACCUUGAACUAUCUGACUAUAAUGGGCGGGCCUCAAAUAUGUUGUGUGUGUGACUACGGGGGUGCGGGAAUGAUUGACAGGUGAUUGACUCCAGGGGUUCCACCAGACAUGGGUCUUAGAAUAGUCCUGCAGGGUGAGUUAACGAGCAGCACACAGGUGCUGGAACAGGUGACUACAGUGACCUGAUCAUGAGGUCUUCACCACAAAGAAUAAGGAGAUACACACAGCAUCACAGAGCUGUUCAGUGUAGGGAGAAUCUAGGGAUCUGUAUGGGGAUAACAAAUUGGACAUGUUGCCCACAUCCAGCUCCAUAAGCGUAAAGCAAAGGCAGUACAGGAACCAUUGUGUUGUUUUACCGAGAGAUCCCAUCAUGCACUGACUACGAUGAGGUAGGAGUGAGGGAGGGCCAGCAUUGGCUAAAAGAUAAACAUGGACGACCGUGGACGUUAGACACGCUGCGCGCUACAACAAACACUAUUUAUUAUUUUUAUUUUUUUGUCGCAAAGAACUCGAGACGCAAACGGCGAGCUAUGAAGAGGAACGUGGUUCUUGAUGCGAGCAGAGGGGAAGAUGACGAGCCACCUGUAAGCAGAGAUUUAUGGAUGGUAAUUAAAGAUAGCCGUUCUCCUUUUAGCUCCAGUGACUUCUACACUAUAAGGAGCUCUGUGGAGGACUGAGACGCAUGCAGAGAGGACUGGACUCAUUCCAAGUCAUUUCAGAUGACCUCUGUUCACUCAACAUGAAGGAAUCCAACACAGAUCAGUUGUUUUUAUUUGUAACCCGAGCCAUGUCAAUCACCAACCUUGUAAUGUUUAAUAACCUAAGACUGUAAAAUACAUUUAUUUAAUCUA